UGGAUUGUUGGUUUUUUUUUAAGAAGUACGCGCGCCCCGGUGAGAGGAGGAGGAGGAGGUGGUGGUGCCGGGGGAUGUGGAGUCGGGCAGUGAGAGAGCCUUCUUCGUCUGCCCCUGCACAUCUCUCGUCCGUCCCUCCUGGCGAGCACGGAGCGUUGCGAGUGAUCGUUGCAGAGCGAGAACACGCACCCGGCACCCCGUGGCGCAGGCUUCAAUGCAGCGGAGAAGUCACGAGGGCGCAAGGGCACUGAUCAGUUGGGUUACCACAUCCGCAUAGCCGCACUCGCCGCAUUUCAAGAUGCUCCAGAAAGGUGUUUUCUAAAGACGUGGAGUGUAAAUUAAGAACAUGAGAUUGACGCCUCCCCUUAAAUCACAAGUGGCAAGCAUUUCACAUCGGAGGAGGAGGAGGCUUGAAGACAUGCAAAUCUGCUUGGCUCAGGUCCCAUAUCCUGGUGAAUAAAGUGGCCAGCCAGUUCAAGGACGCAGCGUGGAAGCAGACACACCACGAUGGAUAUCAUCGAAUUUCUGAACGUGCGGAACAUGUCCAGGUUUUAUCAGUCUAACUGGAGUGAAAUGCCUCAGCUUGACCUGGAUCAUUGCCAGACACCACAGGCAGUCAGAUCGUUUGUGAUCGCCACCUACUGUGUGCUCAUAGCCCUGGGGCUACUGGGAAACUCGUUGCUUGUGCUGGUCAUUCUGCGUCACAGCGAGCUUCACAAUGUGACAAACAUCCUCAUCGUCAACUUGGCGUUCUCUGACAUGCUGGUCGGCCUCGUGUGCCUGCCCCUCACCAUCGCCUACACACUCAUGGACCACUGGAUCUUUGGAGAGGCGCUCUGCAAGGGCAGCCCCUUCCUGCAGUGCUCGGCCGUGAGUGUGUCCAUCUUCUCGCUGGUGCUCAUCGCCAUAGAGAGGCACCAGCUCAUCAUCAAUCCCACCGGCUGGAAGCCCAGCCUCAACCAUGCCUACGUAGCCAUUGGUGCCAUCUGGGUGACAGCUUUUGCAAUGUCCUCUCCAUUCCUUGCAUUCCAUGUGCUCACCGACGAGCCAUACCGCAACCUGUCACACUAUUUCCCAGACUAUGGCGAGAAGGUGGCGUGCAUUGAGUUGUGGCCCUCGGACACCUCCAAGUUCGCAUUCACCACCAGCCUGCUGGUGUUUCAGUUCAGCUGCCCGCUGCUCUUUGUCUUCCUCUGCUACCUGAGGAUAUUCCUGAGACUGCGGCAGCGCAAGAAGAUGCUGCCACCAGGAAGGGAGGGCGGGGGCAACGGAGUGAGGGCCUCGCACAUGAAAAAGAUUAAUAUGAUGCUGGUGGCCAUAGUUGCAGGGUUUGCCAUCUGCUGGCUGCCACUCUAUGCCUUCAAUGCCGUUUCUGACUGGAACCCAACUUUACUGCUUCACUGCCAACAUGAUCUCAUCUUCUCGCUGUGUCAUCUGACAGCCAUGCUCUCCAUCUGUAUAAAUCCAAUAUUCUAUGGGUUUCUCAACAAUAACUUUCAGAAGGAGCUCAAGGCUACAAUACUGCGCUGCAAGUGCAACCCCGUGGAAGAUGACUUUGAGAACUACCCCCUCUCCACAAUGAACACGGACAUUUCAAAGGGGUCAUUGCGUUUCAGCUGCAAAAACAGCUCUGCAUAAAAGCAUAUAUAUAUGGGUAUCCCUCGAUUUUCGAAGGGGUGUGUUCUUCAAUAAACACGUGUAAAACUAAAUUUCGUAAAUCCGAAUGGCUUUUCCCAUUAAUUUAAACUUAAAAUAAAGGAUGUGUUUCGGACAGUCUUUCCAACUCUACUCCUCACCGAAAAUUAUACACAUAUAUCACUUAUCACAAUACAAUGUUUGUUUUGAUAAUUGGUUUUUUAGAUGACGCCAAAAGGCGCACCUUUUGGCGUCAUCUGGUCCAACCCAUGUGAGACUAGGCUCUAAGGAAAGCUGUCUCGGGUGUGGACCAAUCAACUUCAAGGACUGUGCACAUUAUCAGAGUUAUGUCUUUUGUUUGUAUUAUGACUGCAGGUAUUGCGGUCUAUGCAAACAUGACUCCUUGUAAAAAGGUGUCAGUUUUGUUGCCAGAUAGAAGGGUAAAAAACCAAUUAUCAUAUUUUUACUGGCAAAUGAGGUUCCCAUAAUGUUUGUUUUAUGAAGGACAUAACUAUUACAACGAUUGAAUAACGGGUCUCAAACAACAACAAAAAGUACCUUUUCAGGGAACUCGCAAAAAGAGCUGCAUUUUAAAAUGACUGGAAAGUGGCCGUCCAUAAAUGACGUCACGCACCUGGGGGGGGGUAGGUCAGACAU
Molecule: messenger RNA, 2292 nt
Organism: Lethenteron reissneri (Far Eastern brook lamprey)
Lineage: Eukaryota; Metazoa; Chordata; Hyperoartia; Petromyzontiformes; Petromyzontidae
Gene: NPY1R
Product: neuropeptide Y receptor Y1
Biological process (GO): G protein-coupled receptor signaling pathway
Cellular component (GO): plasma membrane; neuron projection
Molecular function (GO): neuropeptide binding; neuropeptide Y receptor activity
Source: RefSeq, a predicted model, not a curated record